AUGAGGGUCACACAUAGACAGACCGCAUUGCCAUGGGCCUUGUCUAUCCUCGUGAGGCAGGCCACAGCGGCUUACUGGAUUAACCAACUUGAUAACUACUCAUCAUUGCCUCUUUGCGCCGAGGGUCCCAUCAGUACGAUCGUGAGAGGCAUGGUAAAAGGAUGCGGUGAUGGGGGGCGCGCCACUUCGUACAGCUGCUUUUGCACAAAGAGCUCGUCAGCAUUCAAGGAUCUGAUCGCCUCAUCUGUUGGAAAAGAAUGUAGCGGAACCGGAUCGGAAGUCGCCAGUGCGACGGCACUCUUUGAGGAGUACUGUUCCUUAGGUAUCAAGCAGACGUCAGCGACUACAACAGGCUCGGAUGCCACCACAUCAACCGGAGAUAGUAAUUUAUCAAAGACGAACAGUGUGGCAACAUCUACAUCAGCUACACAGGCAGAGAGUAACUCUUCUGCAUUGACAACUGCACCCGCAUCCGUUACCACAAAUUCUUCAACUAUUAACAGCGUCGCAUCAACAACUGCUUACUCUGUUUCCGAUUCGACUUCACCAACCACCGAAACAAGCGAUGCAGACGCUUCUUCAAGCUCUGGUGCCAGUCUUGCAACCGGAGCAAAAGUUGCCAUCGGUAUCUGCAUCCCCCUAGCUGUAAUUGCUAUUGCGGCGGCCAUUUUCAUAUUCUUCCGAAGGCGCCGCGAGACCAAAUCUAACGACCCAUACGGAGGAGUUAGACUGGAAAGCCGGGAAGAAGUCCAAGUGUACCCCAAAUCUACCCCGGAGCUUGAUGGCACCUCCUACUCGCCUUAUGAGUCCCCUCUCCAUUCAACUUCAACCUCCCGAUUUCACCCACCGCAGGAGCCGAGAAUAGUCUACGAGAAGGCCGAGCUAGAUGGAACAUCUACUGCGGUUGGCCCAUCGAGGAACAAGUAUGAGCUUGAAUAA
Clonostachys rhizophaga is the source of this 939-nucleotide messenger RNA. The record is from the annotation of a GenBank genome assembly. NCBI's taxonomy places the organism in Eukaryota, Fungi, Ascomycota, Sordariomycetes, Hypocreales, Bionectriaceae.